AUGGAGGAAAAGAUCAAGAGCCUUGAGAAAAAGCUUCUAGCCGCCGAGCAGCUCCACAGGAAAUGCGAAGGCUUCAAGCUCAUGAAUUCCAGGAUAAAGGAGUACAAAAGCAGGCUAGAGGCCCUGGACAGCAGGAUAAGAUCCAUAGAUACCCAGAUAGCAGGAUACGACCUUGUAGACCUUCUGGGUGAUAAGUCUGCAGACAUAAACUCAAUGGAUCUAGAGCUGGUUGUCAGUGUGAUGAAGGACAUGCUAGCCGCUAACCUGAGAUUCAAGGAAGAUGGAUCAACAGAAUACCUGGAGAAGUGUGAUAUCCUCUGGAAAAAAAUAAGGAAGGUUGGGUUUCUGCGUCUGAACGAAAUCAUCUAUAAGUCCACCGAGUCACUAAUAAUGAAUCCGAACUUUACAGAGUUUAUCAAACUGCUAGACGAGAGCCUUGUGUAUAGGAUACAAGUAAAGAUCUUACAAUCAAGAAAGGUGGAAUGCCUCAGAAAGUCUGUACAUAUAAAAAGAAACAGAGAAUUUCUAUUCAAGUCGAUGAUCCAGCAAGAGUUGUAUAUAUUCCUCUCUCUGUUUCCAUGGGAAGCCAAAAGAUUGGACAAGAGACUGAGGGGGUUCAAGGAAGAAAGGCCUUUGGCAGAAUCCGGACUCUUUGAAUGCUUUUCAUUUUCUGUUCUCAAGGAAUUCUUCGAAAGCUGCACCAUGGAGGAUCUUGAGUCCCUGAAGAAUCGCUUGGAGACAGAUCUUGAAAGCAGUGUAACGAAUUUAUCUAACGAAGGAGAGGUAAAUGAGCACGGAGACUUCUAUGCCAAUGUUCUGAUGUUCAUCUCUGUAAGGCAUUAUCUUUCCUCAAGGCAGGAUUAUGGUGGAAUCCAGGGUGAAAUUGUCGAGGUUUAG
This is a messenger RNA of Encephalitozoon romaleae SJ-2008, 897 nucleotides long. RefSeq lists its product as hypothetical. The transcript has a single exon. The record is from RefSeq and is a predicted model, not a curated record. NCBI's taxonomy places the organism in Eukaryota, Fungi, Microsporidia, Unikaryonidae. Bases 1 to 897 code for a protein of 298 amino acids.